UCUGCCCACCAGAGACCACACCAGUUCGUCGCGGCGGAGACGAGACGACCAGUCGGCACGCGGCGGCGACGACGAGCAGCGUCACCUCAGAUCCGGCGAGAUGGCGGCGAAGGCGAUCUCGAGCCCCGUGCCGGUGGAAUGGUACCCGACGCUGGCCGUCGUCAUGGUUUCCGUCGGCCUCAUGCUCACUGCCUCCUUCUUCAUUUAUGAAGCCACGACUUCAAGGCGGAACCGUAGUUUAGCAAAGGAGAUAGUCACAGCAUCUGUUGCUUCUGUCUUUCUGGGCUUUGGAUCUCUGUUCGUGCUCCUUGCAAGCGGUGUUUAUGUCUGAUGAUCGGCUCCCCAGCCGUAGUUGUAGCUAGGAUAUGUCACAUGUCUGAAACUGUGUAACUUCCAGGAGAAUAUGCAGUCCGAUAUGGACAUGUUUUAGACGAGGGACGUCAAAAUUUACCAAAUGUUGUCAAACCUGUUCUGGAAUGCCUAUCAUACUGCUCGUUCGCA
Lolium rigidum is the source of this 501-nucleotide messenger RNA. Its product is annotated as transmembrane protein 258-like. Lineage: Eukaryota; Viridiplantae; Streptophyta; Magnoliopsida; Poales; Poaceae. The record is from RefSeq and is a predicted model, not a curated record. Gene Ontology annotation, biological process: protein N-linked glycosylation. Bases 101 to 331 code for a protein of 76 amino acids. The transcript is spliced from 4 exons. Gene Ontology annotation, cellular component: membrane-bounded organelle.